This is a messenger RNA of Dichomitus squalens LYAD-421 SS1, 1470 nucleotides long. RefSeq lists its product as uncharacterized. Bases 1 to 1470 code for a protein of 489 amino acids. NCBI's taxonomy places the organism in Eukaryota, Fungi, Basidiomycota, Agaricomycetes, Polyporales, Polyporaceae. The record is from RefSeq and is a predicted model, not a curated record. The transcript is spliced from 2 exons.
AUGACUGACACACUCCACCUUGUUACUGGCACCCCUCUGUCUCACGGCUCCCGCACUCGUGACGAACAGUCUAUUCUCGCCGAUUCUAAUCGCGAACAGCUUGACCAGAGACGACGCAAGUUCGCCGACGACAUGGCCCACAAAGCCGUUCACGCCGAGCAGACGGAGUUCUUCGACGCUUUUUUCCCUAAUCCAAAGAAUACAUCCGACACACCCUCUCGGCCUCAACUCCACGAAAACCCUUUCGCGGCAUUGUCUGACGCGGAGAAGCUGAAUGAAGCCGUCGUCCGAGCCGCAUUCACCAAGGCCAUCAACGAUCACGAUCUCGUCCCCGGAUUUAAGCUUCGCGAGUGUGGAGAGCGUCCUGAUCCCUCGACUCUCGAUCCAGAACGCCAGAAGGUCGACGCUGCCUUCUUCCGGAACGAGCAUGCCCCUACCGACGUUCGCCAGAGCUGGGCCGACCAGAUACUACCAGUCGAGUUCAAACGCGACGACGUCUCGGUCGACCCCUUCGACGACGAGAAGGCCAAUAUCAGCACCGAGACCGAGAACCGCAGGAAGGUCCGCGGUCAGAUCAUCAGCUACGCCGAGCUCGUCUACACCGUCCAGCAUCGCGUGGCCCUCUUCAUGCUCGUCGUCGUCGGUGUCAAUGUCCGCUUCGUACGAUUUGAUCGGUCUGGGGCUGUGGUUACGAGGGCCCUCAACUACGUCCACAACUGGGAGAUCUUCUGCGACAUCCUCUGGCGGAUUGGCCAAUGCACUGACACUCAACUCGGCCUCGAUCCCACUGCGACACGCCUCUAUCUCGGCGAGCGCGACUUUGUCCGCAUGAGUAGCUACGCCCGCUCACACGAUGACGACGUCGACGAGAAAGAGCGGGACCUGAAGCCUGGCGAGCUGCCUAAGAAACGGGUCUUCAAGUACGUUCGUGCCAUGUUCAUAGACGCCGUCAGAUCUCCCUGGCCCCGCUACCGUCUAGAGGUACCCGACGGGUCCUCUACUCGCAAGUUUCUUGUCGCGAAACCAACGUUCCGUGCGAGAGGCAUGGCGGGCCGCGGCACCCGUGGUUACGUCGCUUUGGAUUGUGCUACCGGAGAGUUCGUAUGGCUGAAGGACGCCUGGCGCGCUCAAUACCUCCUCGUCGAGAAGGAGGGUGAUGUGUUGAGCAUGCUCAACAAGGCAAACGUCAAGCACGUCCCGACCCUCAUCUGUCACGGUGACAUCGCGGGUCAGGAGACUCUGACCCCCAAGUGGUGGGAAGACAAGCACGCACGAGCUGCCGACCUGGCCUCAUCGCAGUCUGUGGGGCGUGAUUUCUCACUGUCUCCGUCUCCAUCUCCAUCUCCAUCUCCGUCUUCUGGGGCCAUGAAGCGCAAGCAUGAUGAUGAGAGGUCCAAAGACAGUGUCGCGCCGCCGAAGGGAGCCGACGGUGGCACUGGCACUGGUGCAUCAUCGGGGUCUCAGGAUUAA